AUGGGUCACUUGAACAAGGACGCGCUGGCAAAUACGCAGAGUGUGACGACUACUAUUCCCACUAUAAGUUUCAAGACGAAGGCGCUAUGCAGUGUAUGCUUGAAAGACAAGCAAAAGGUGACGGAAUUCCCAUCUCAUUCACAAUCGAAGACGUCCCGUGUUCUGGAACAUGUGAACACAGACAAGAGCGAAGUGGCGAGAAGGUUUGAGUCUUUUAAGACCAUGUACGAGAAUCAAUGGGGAGAGCGCAUCAAGUGUCUACGCUCUGACAAUGGCACUGAGUUUGUGAACAAGGUCAUGGAUGAAAUUUGUCAGCGUAACGGUAUUGUGCGCCAGAAGACUGUGCCAUACAGCCCUCAGCAAUAUGGAGUGGCUGAGCGGAUGAACCGAACAAUAAUAAAGAAGGCACGGAGCAUGGUGCACUGCAAGGGUUUAUCUUCUUCCUGGUGGGAAGAGACAAUUAGCACGGCAGUGUACUUUAUCAACCGGACAACAAACAGCACACACACUGACGCGACUCCAUACGCGAUAGGAUUUAAGAUGAAGCCUCGACUGGAUCACUUGCGAGUGUUUAGAUCAAUGGGUUAUGCUCAUGUCGAAGACGCUAAACGUACCAAGAUCGAGUUAAAGAGCUUUAAGUGUAUGUUCCUUGGCUAUGGGGACAAUACGAAGGGCUAUCGCGUCUAUGAUCUGGAGCCGAAUAAAGUCAAGAUGUCAAGAUCAGUGAAAGUCGACGAACGCGAGGUGAAUUGGAUUUAUAGCACGUCGAUGACGGGGAGGACUGAAGUCAUCAACAUGAUCAAGGACAUCGACGAAGUGGCUCAGAGGCUGAAUCUGAGAACGAAGAUGAUCCUGACAAUGACAAUCCUUUCUAUUCGCCGUCACCCAAACGACCUCGUAUUGAUAAAGACAACCUGCUUGCAGAAGCUGUACUAG
Messenger RNA from Peronospora farinosa, 936 nucleotides. Lineage: Eukaryota; Oomycota; Peronosporomycetes; Peronosporales; Peronosporaceae. The record is from the annotation of a GenBank genome assembly.